Cariama cristata (Red-legged seriema) is the source of this 8961-nucleotide messenger RNA. It is a transcript of the gene BIRC6, whose product is annotated as baculoviral IAP repeat containing 6. The transcript has 48 exons. Lineage: Eukaryota; Metazoa; Chordata; Aves; Cariamiformes; Cariamidae. The record is from RefSeq and is a predicted model, not a curated record. Gene Ontology annotation, molecular function: ubiquitin-protein transferase activity. The annotation marks the transcript as partial. Gene Ontology annotation, biological process: regulation of cytokinesis; apoptotic process.
GUGGAGAACUUCAUUUCCUUCAGAUUGGAGGGACCUGCGAUGACAUAGAUGAAGCUGAUAUACUUGUAGAUGGAUCCCUUUCCAAAAGUGUAGAACAGUCAUCAGAAGGUACCAAGCCCUUAUCUAACCCUUCUAGUCCAGGCAUUACAGGAGUUGAUCUUUUGGUGGACCAGCCAUUUUCCCUUGAAACACUGACAUCCCUGGUGGAACUGACCCGUUUUGAGACCUUGACACCACGCUUUUCAGCCACUGUCCCUCCCUGUUGGGUCGAAGUCCAGCAAGAGCAGCAGCAAAGGCGGCAUCCUCAGCAUUUGCACCAGCAGCACCAUGGGGAUGCAGCUCAGCACACUCGAACUUGGAAGCUACAGACAGAUAGCAACAGCUGGGAUGAGCAUGUCUUUGAACUGGUUCUACCAAAAGCCUGUAUGGUUGGACAUGUGGACUUCAAAUUUGUUUUGAAUUCAAACAUCACAAACAUUCCCCAGAUUCAAGUGACUUUACUGAAAAAUAAAGCUCCAGGCUUAGGGAAAGUCAAUGAAGCUGCAGUAGAUAGACAGAUCACAUUUCCUUUAUCUCCAGCUCAUAAUAUUGAAGUGGAGAGAAAUGGAAAACCAGGACUGGUUGAAUUCAAUGAAGAAAUGCAGUAUAUGGAUGUAGAGGAACCGCAAUGUCUUAGAUUGUGUCCAUUUCUGGAGGAACACAAGGAAGAUAUACUUUGUGGUCCAGUAUGGCUGGCUACUGGACUUGAUCUAUCAGGACAUGCUGGAAUGUUGACAUUAACAAGUCCAAAGCUUGUUAAAGGCAUGGCUGGUGGCAAGUACCGCUCAUUUUUAAUUCACGUUAAAGCAGUGAAUGACAGAGGAACAGAAGAAAUCUGCAAUGGUGGCAUUAGACCAGUUGUUAGAAUACCACCGCUGAAACCUCAGACUAACAAGGGCCAUUCCCUUGCUUCCUUGUUGGCAAAAGUUGCAGCAGGCAAGGAAAAACCAUCUAGCAAAAUUGAAACCACUAAUUCUUCAAGAAAAUCAGAUAAUCUGAGAGGCUGUGACUUGCUUCAGGAAGUCUCUGUAACAAUUCGAAGAUUUAAAAAAACUUCAAUUUCAAAGGAAAGAGUUCAACGGUGUGCCAUGUUGCAGUUUUCAGAGUUCCAUGAGAAGCUGCUCGCCACUCUUUGCAAGAAGACAGAUGAUGGUCUGACUACAGAACAUGCUCAGAGUCUUGUAUUAGACACGCUUUGUUGGCUGGCCGGGGUGUAUUCAAAUGGACCGGGCAGCUCAAAGGAAGGAAGUGACAGCUUGCUUUCAAAAACACGUAAAUGUGUCUCUAAUAUAAUACGUGUUUGCUUCUUUGAAGCUGGGCGGAGCAUAGCUCACAAAUGUGCACGAUUUCUUGCACUAUGCAUCAGCAAUGGCAGGUGUGACCCGAGUCAGCAGGGGUUUGGAUCAGUUCUUCUAAAAGCUUUACUUGACAAUAUGCCUCUUUUGCCUGCUGCUGCAACAGGUGGAUCUGUGUAUUGGUAUUUUGUAUUGCUGAAUUACGUAAAGGAUGAAGAUUUGGCAGGAUGUAGUACAGCUUGUGCAUCAUUGCUAACUGCUGUGUCCCGGCAGUUGCAGGAUCGCCUAACGCCUAUGGAAGCGUUACUUCAAACAAGAUAUGGACUAUAUAGUUCACCUUUUGAUCCAGUUCUGUUUGAUUUGGAAAUAAGUGGCUCUUCUUGUAAAAAUGUAUACAACAGCAGCAUUGGAGUACAGUCAGAUGAGAUUGAUUUGUCUGAUGUUCUAUCAGGAAAUGGGAAAAUAAGUAGCUGUGCAGCUGCUGAAGGUAGUUUUACUUCCCUUACUGGACUUCUGGAAGUUGAACCUCUGCACUUUACCUGUGUUUCAACAAGUGAUGGAACUAGAAUAGAAAGGGACGAUGCAAGUACGUUUACUGUGAGUACCUUUGGGGUUACCCCAGCAGUUGGUGGCCUCUCUUCUGGAACGGUUGGGGAAGCCUCGACAGCACUGAGCUCGGCAGCCCAGGUAGCUUUGCAGUCUCUCUCUCAUGCAAUGGCCUCAGCCGAGCAACAGCUCCAGGUGCUGCAAGAGAAACAGCAGCAGCUUUUGAAGCUUCAGCAACAGAAAGCUAAGCUGGAAGCAAAACUGCAUCAGACAACAGCAGCAGCGGCAGCAGCAGCAUCAGCAGUUGGUCCUGUUCACAACUCUGUGCCUUCUAACCCAGUAGCAGCCCCAGGGUUCUUCAUCCAUCCCUCAGAUGUCAUUCCACCCACACCAAAAACAACUCCUCUGUUCAUGACUCCACCUUUGACUCCGCCUAAUGAGGCAGUUUCUGCUGUUAUUAAUGCAGAGCUUGCUCAGCUUUUCCCUGGUUCAGUCAUUGAUCCCCCAACAGUUAACCUUGCAGCACAUAACAAAAAUACAAGCAAAUCUAGAACGAAUCCACUUGGAUCCGGUCUUGCUCUUGCAAUAUCUCACGCUUCACAUUUUCUUCAACCUCCACCUCAUCAGUCAAUUAUUAUAGAGCGAAUGCACUCAGGAGCAAGAAGAUUCGUGACCUUAGAUUUUGGAAGACCUAUAUUGCUGACAGAUGUAUUGAUUCCCACUUGUGGAGAUUUGGCUUCUUUAUCAAUUGACAUCUGGACUUUAGGAGAAGAAGUGGAUGGAAGGCGGCUGGUAGUGGCUACUGACAUUAGCACACAUUCACUUAUUUUACAUGACUUGUUGCCACCCCCAGUUUGCAGGUUUAUGAAGAUUACUGUUAUUGGUCGAUAUGGUAGCACAAAUGCCAGAGCAAAAAUCCCAUUAGGAUUUUAUUAUGGCCAUACCUAUAUCUUACCCUUUGAAAACGAGCUGAAACUAAUGCACGAUCCCCUCAGAGGAGAAGGUGAAGCUGCAAAUCAGCCGGAAGUUGACCAACAUUUGGCAAUGAUGGUUGCCUUGCAAGAAGACAUACAAUGCAGGUACAAUUUGGCCUGUCAUCGGUUAGAAAUCCUUCUGCAGAGUAUUGACCUGCCACCGCUCAAUAGUGCUAACAAUGCCCAGUACUUUUUACGAAAGCCAGACAAGGCAGUAGAAGAAGAUAGCAGAGUAUUUUCUGCUUACCAGGACUGCAUUCAGCUACAACUUCAACUCAACUUGGCUCACCAUGCUGUUCAGAGGCUUAAAGUAGCUUUAGGUGCAAGCAGGAAAACGCUGAAGGAGCAAUCUGAUCCAAAAGAGUUGAUUCAGAUGUCAUCCACAGAACAGUUACGCACCAUCAUUAGAUACUUACUGGAUACUUUGCUUAGUUUGCUUCAUUCUUCCAAUGGGCACUCUGUUCCUGUGGUUCUGCAAAGUACUUUUCAUGCUCAAGCUUGUGAGGAAUUAUUUAAACACCUCUGUAUCAGUGGAACCCCAAAGAUACGAUUGCAUACUGGCCUUCUGCUUGUUCAGCUCUGUGGAGGAGAAAGAUGGUGGGGUCAGUUUCUUUCAAAUGUACUGCAGGAAUUAUACAAUUCAGAGCAACUUCUCAUAUUCCCACAAGACAGGGUCUUCAUGUUGCUUUCUUGCAUUGGCCAAAGAUCGCUUAGCAACAGUGGUGUUUUAGAAAGUUUACUUAAUCUGCUGGAUAACCUGCUGUCACCACUGCAACCUCAUUUACCUGUGCACAGAAGAACUGAAGGAGUUUUAGACAUUCCCAUGAUCAGCUGGGUUGUAAUGCUGGUGUCCAGACUACUAGAUUACGUAGCUACUGUUGAAGAUGAAGCAGCCACAGCCAAGAAACCUCUAAAUGGAAAAGAGAGGGAACGAUUUUUGACAGGAAACCAGUGGAGUUUUAUAAAUAAUAGCCUUCACACCCAGAGUCUGAGCAGAUCUACUAAAGGCAACAGUAGCCUAGACAGACUGUAUUCCCGAAAGAUCAGAAAACAACUUGUGCAUCAUAAACAGCAACUUAACUUAUUAAAAGCAAAACAGAAGGCUUUGGUGGAACAGAUGGAAAAAGAGAAAAUACAAAGCAACAAAGGAUCAUCAUACAAACUUUUAGUAGAACAGGCAAAACUAAAGCAGGCUACUUCAAAGCACUUCAAGGACUUAAUACGCUUACGUAGGACUGCAGAAUGGCCUCGUUCUACUUUAGAUACAGAAGUAUCAACAACAAAGGAAACUCCAGAAAUUGAACCGCUUCCAUUUACACUGGCACAUGAACGCUGUAUUUCUGUAGUGCAGAAGCUGGCACUCUUUCUCUUAUCCAUGGACUUUACUUGUCAUGCAGAUUUACUUCUGUUUGUUUGUAAGGUUCUUGCUAGAAUUGCAAAUGCUACAAGACCAACAAUUCAUUUAUGUGAGAUUGUAAAUGAGACUCAGUUGGAAAGAUUAUUGCUGCUUCUCGUCGGAACGGACUUUAACAGAGGAGACAUCUCCUGGGGAGGAGCAUGGGCUCAAUAUUCCCUGACCUGUAUGCUGCAGGAUAUUCUUGCAGGAGAGUUGUUGGCACCUAUAGCGGCUGAAGCUAUGGAAGAAAGUGCUUUGGGAGAAGAUCCUGGAGCUUCGGCUGGGGAUUCUGAUGACUCUCUGCAGCAGUCCACGGUUCAGUUAGUGGAAACAAUAGAUGAGCCUUUGACACAUGACAUCACAGGUGCUCCACCUCUGUCAUCUUUGGAAAAAGAUAAGGACAUAGACCUUGAAUUACUGCAAGACCUGAUGGAAGUUGAUAUCGAUCCUUUGGAUAUUGAUUUGGAAAAAGAUCCCCUUGCAGCCAAAGUCUUCAAGCCUAUAAGCAGCACAUGGUACGAUUACUGGGGUGCCGAUUAUGGCACCUACAAUUAUAAUCCUUACAUUGGAGGUGUUGGAAUUCCAGUUGCAAAACCACCGGUAACUACAGAGAAAAAUGGAUCACAGACUGUGAGCGUAUCAGUCUCUCAAGCUUUAGAUGCACGUCUAGAAGUUGGACUUGAACAGCAGGCUGAGCUGAUGCUGAAAAUGAUGUCCACCCUGGAGGCUGAUUCCAUUCUACAAGCAUUAACAAACACAUCUCCUACAUUAACCCAGUCUCCUAGCGGAACAGACGAUUCAUUGCUGAGAGGAUUACAUGCUGCUAACCAAAAUGCCCAGCUGAUUGUACAGUUGUCAUCCAUACCUAUGCUGAGCGCGUGCUUCAACAAACUCUUUUCCAUGCUACAGGUCCACCAUGUUCAGCUUGAAUCCCUUUUACAGUUAUGGCUCACAUUAAGCCUGAAUUCCAGCUCCUCUGGAAGUAAAGAUAGUGGCGCUGAUAUUUUCCUUUAUAACGCUAACCGAAUUCCUGUCAUUUCCUUGAACCAAGCUUCAGUAACUAGCUUCCUGUCAGUUCUGGCAUGGUAUCCUAAUACCUUACUCCGGACAUGGUGCCUUGUGCUUCAUAGCCUAACUCUCAUGACAAAUAUGCAGCUUAAUGCUGGUCCAAGCAGUGCCAUUGGAGCUCAGGAAAGUACUGCCCAAUUGUUGGUGUCAGAUCCAAACCUCAUUCAUGUGUUAGUGAAAUUUCUUUCCGGCACUAAUCCUCAUGGAACAAAUCAGCACAGUCCACAGGUUGGGCCAACAGCAACGCAAGCUAUGCAAGAAUUUCUUACUCGAUUACAAGUGCACCUUUCUUCAACUUGUCCUCAGAUGUUCAGUGAAUUUUUAUUGAAAUUAAUACAUAUACUUUCAACAGAAAGGGGUGCUUUCCAGACAGGCCAGGGACCCUUGGAUGCACAAGUGAAACUCUUGGAAUUUACCCUGGAACAGAAUUUUGAAGUUGUAUCCGUUAGCACUAUUUCUGCAGUAAUUGAAUCUAUAACCUUCCUUGUGCAUCAUUACAUUACAUGUUCGGACAAAGUGAUGUCUCGCAGCGGCUCAGACAGUUCUGUGGGUGCUCGAGCGUGUUUUGGAGGGCUUUUUGCCAAUAUUAUCCGUCCAGGGGAUGCCAAAGCAGUUUGUGGAGAAAUGACAAGGGAUCAACUUAUGUUUGAUUUGUUAAAGCUGGUCAACAUUUUAGUUCAACUGCCGCUUUCCAGUAACCGAGAAUAUAGUGCCCGUGUUCCAGUAGCAAGCAGUACUACCGACAGCGUGUCUGAUGAAGAAAAGGUUUCAGGAGGCAAAGAUGGCAAUGGAAGCAACCCUAAUACUCAAGGAUCAACUGCAUAUGUGGCAGACUUGGUGUUAGCCAACCAACAAAUUAUGAGCCAGAUUUUGUCAGCGCUUGGCCAGUGUAACAGCAGUGCUAUGGCAAUGAUUAUUGGUGCAAGUGGCCUACAUCUCACUAAACAUGAAAACUUUCACGGUGGCUUAGAUGCGAUAUCAGUUGGAGAUGGGUUGUUCACUAUCCUGACAACGCUUAGUAAAAAAGCAACAACAGUGCAAGUGAUGCUUCAGCCAAUUCUUACCUAUAUGGCCUGUGGGUACAUGGGAAGACAGGGUUCUCUAGCCACUUGUCAGUUGUCUGAGCCACUGCUCUGGUUCAUUUUACGAGUGCUGGAUACAAGUGAGGCACUGAAGGCUUUCCAUGAUAUGGGUGGUGUUCAGCUUAUUUGUAACAACAUGGUAACGAGCACAAGAGCUAUUGUUAAUACAGCAAGAAGUAUGGUUUCGACUAUUAUGAAAUUUCUUGAUUCUGGUCCUACCAAAGCAACAGAUAGCAGUUUGAAAGCUAGAGUGCUAGCUUCUGAGCCUGAUAAUGCAGAAGGAAUUCACAAUUUUGCGCCUUUGGGUUCGAUCACCUCAAGCAGCCCCACUGCCCAGCCUGCUGAGGUCCUGUUGCAGGCUACUCCUCCCCAUAGACGAGCUCGAUCUGCCGCCUGGUCGUACAUAUUUUUACCCGAGGAAGCUUGGUGCGACCUCACCAUUCACCUUCCCGCGGCCGUGCUGCUCAAGGAGAUCCACAUCCAACCUCACCUGGCCUCUCUGGCAACUUGCCCUUCAUCAGUAUCUGUUGAAAUAAGCGCAGAUGGUGUCAAUAUGUUACCUUUGUCAACUCCUGUUAUCACAAGCGGUCUCACCUAUAUAAAAAUCCAGCUAGUAAAAGCUGAAGUUGCCUCAGCCGUCUGCCUUCGGCUCCAUCGUCCUCGGGAUGCCAGUACACUAGGACUCUCCCAGAUCAAACUGUUAGGCCUCACGGCCUUCGGAAACACCUCGUCUGCAACCGUCAAUAAUCCGUUCCUUCCCUCUGAGGAUCAGGUCUCUAAAACAAGUAUUGGAUGGUUAAGAUUAUUACACCACUGCCUCACCCACAUAAGUGAUUUAGAAGGAAUGAUGGCUAGUGCUGCAGCACCCACUGCUAAUCUGUUGCAGACAUGUGCUGCUUUACUAAUGUCACCUUACUGUGGCAUGCAUUCUCCAAAUAUUGAGGCUGUGCUUGUAAAAAUUGGGCUUCAGUCCACCAGAAUAGGCUUAAAAUUGAUUGACAUUCUUCUAAGAAACUGCUCAGCAUCAGGGAGCGAUCCUGCAGAUCUGAAUAGCCCUUUACUGUUUGGAAGAUUAAAUGGUCUCUCUUCUGACUCCACAAUAGACAUUCUUUAUCAGCUUGGAACAACUCAAGACCCUGGAACAAAAGAUAGAAUUCAAGCAUUGCUGAAAUGGGUCAGCGAUUCCGCAAGAGUUGCAGCUAUGAAAAAAAGUGGUCGAGUCAGCUACAUUUGUCCAAAUAGCUCAACAAGAGAGUAUGGUCUUUUGAUGCCAUCUCCUUCCCAUUUGCAUUGCGUAGCAGCAAUUUUGUGGCAUAGUUAUGAAUUGCUUGUUGAAUAUGAUUUACCAGCGUUGCUGGACAGAGAGCUCUUUGAGUCACUGUUUAACUGGUCCAUGUCUCUUCCCUGCAACAUGGUUUUGAAGAAAGCUGUUGAUAGUUUGCUUUGCUCGAUGUGCCACAUCCACCCAAAUUAUUUUUCCUUACUCAUGGGAUGGAUGGGUAUCACUCCUCCUCCAAUGCAGUGUCAACACAGACUCUCCAUGACUGAUGACAGCAAAAAGCAGGACCUUAGUUCAUCUUUAACAGAUGACUCUAAAAACGCACAAGCCCCUCUUGCACUAACAGAGUCUCACCUGGCUACUCUUGCUGCCUCAUCUCAGUCUCCUGAAGCUAUCAAGCAAUUAUUGGACUCAGGUUUGCCUUCACUGCUUGUAAGAAGUCUUGCUAGUUUUUGCUUUAACCAUACUUCUAGCUCUGACUGCACUGCACAAUCAAUGGAUAUCACCCAGGACAGGCUCAGGAGGCAUCAUGUUCCACAGCACUUUAAUAAAAUGCCUAUCACGGCAGACCUGGUUGCUCCUGUUCUCAGGUUUUUGACAGAAGUUGGCAACAGCCACAUGAUGAAGGAUUGGUUGGGUGGCUCUGAAGUCAAUCCGUUGUGGACAGCACUUUUAUUUCUGUUGUGCCAUUCUGGUGCUACUUCUGGAGGACACAAUGUGACGGCACAACAGACCAGUGCAAGAUCUAGCUUGCUUUCUUCCACUGUAACAACAGGGUUGACCACUCAGCAGCGGACAGCAAUUGAAAAUGCAACAGUUGCUUUCUUCUUACAGUGCAUCUCUUGCCAUCCUAAUAACCAGAGACUUAUGGCACAGGUUCUCUGUGAAUUGUUCCAGUCCUCUCCUCAGCGUGGGAACCUCCCUACCUCUGGAAAUAUUUCAGGAUUUAUUAGGAGGCUUUUUUUGCAGCUGAUGCUAGAGGAUGAGAAAGUGACUUUGUUUCUUCAGUCCCCGUGUCCACUGUACAAAGGUAGAAUUAAUGCGACUAGCCAUGUAAUUCAACAUCCAAUGUAUGGAGCUGGACACAAAUUUCGUACUCUUCACUUGCCUGUCUCAACAACUCUAGCAGAGGUUCUUGAUCGUGUGUCAGAUACACCUAGUAUUACAGCUAAGCUAAUUAAUGAACAAAAGGAAGAUAAAGAAAAAAAGAACUAUGAAGAAAAAGAAAAAGUUAAAGCAGAAAAUGGAUUUCAGGACAAUUAUAGCGUUGUUGUUGCAUCUG